Molecule: messenger RNA, 755 nt
Organism: Closterium sp. NIES-67
Lineage: Eukaryota; Viridiplantae; Streptophyta; Zygnematophyceae; Desmidiales; Closteriaceae
Source: the annotation of a GenBank genome assembly
GGGCUCAUGAUAGCCUGUCGGAGUGGCAGCGAUUAUCAGACAGCAGUAGCUGCUGUGAAGCCGGCACCGCAACAGCAGCAACCGCAGCAACCACAGCAACAGCAGCAACCGCAGCAACCACAGCAACAGCAGCAACCGCAGCAACCACAGCAACAGCAGCAACCGCAGCAACCACAGCAACAGCAGCAACCGCAGCAACCACAGCAACCACAGCAACAGCAGCAACCGCAGCAACGAAAGCAGCAGCAGCAGCAGCAGCAGCACUUGCUCUUCAGUUCUCCGCACUCCGGGGGUUCUUCCACCUUCACCGGCGACAGCAGGCAGCGGCCCUCCGCUCCCUCUGCACUCACUCUUGAUGGUCCAGAUCAUUCAAUUUCGCCCUCCUCUGCUCCGCCCAUCCCCUCCCCUGCACGCUCGCCGCCGCCGCAGCAGCAGCAGCCGGAGAAGGAGCCGGGACAGCGACAGCAACCGCAGGAGCAGCAUAAAGAGCAGCAACACCAUCAUCAGCAGGAGCAGCAGCAGCAGCAGCAGCAGCAGCAGCAGCAGCAGCAGCAGCAGCAGCAGCAGCAGCAGCAGCAGCAGGAGGAGGAGGAGGAGGAGGAGGAGGAGGAGGAGGAGGAAGAAGAGGAGGAGGAGGAGGAGGUAAAGGCGGCGAUAGAGCAGCAGUGGCAGGUGUUGGAGCAAGCAAUGCAGCCGCCACAGGUGGUGCAGACGAAGAAGCGGCAGCUCUUCGACGCCGAGCACAAGGCGCUCAG